AUGGAUUAUUUUAAACCUGUUUUAGUUACUGAAAUUCAUCGUGGAGGUUGUGGUAAUAAUGGUCAAUUAGAAACUCAAGAAUCAAAAUCAAUUAGAAAUUUGGAAGAAGGUUUAGCAGAAGGUUCAACAGAAGGUUUAGCAGAAGGCUCAACAGAAGGUUUAGCAGAAGGUUUAGCAGAAGGGUCAGCUGAAGGUUCAGCAGAAGGUUCAACAGAAGGUUCAAUUGGAAGUUCAACAGAAGGUUCAACGGAAAGUUUAGUUAGUUUAGUUGAAGGUUUAGCAAAUCUACAAAUACAAAAAACUAAUACAUCAUUAAGUUUACCACUAAUUGAAAGAAGAUCACAUACAAUUUUAAAUUUAAUUGAAUUAUUUGAAAAUGAUUUUGAAAAUUUAGACUCUUUGGUAUUACCACCAACUCCAGAAAGUGAAACCAACCAAGAAGCUAAAGAACCUACCACUAAAUUAGAUGAUAUUGAAACAUUACCAACACCAGAAUCACUAGAAUCAAAACCAGAACCAAAAUCAUUAAAAUCAAUACCAAGACCUAAAUUAGAACCAAGACCUAAUUCAGAACCAAGUCCUAGAUCAAAAUCAAGACCAAAACCAAGAGUUUGUUCAACAAUUAUUGUAAAAUACAAUAUGUCAAGACCAGGAAAUUCCAAUCAUAUUGGAUAUAGAAGAACUAAAAAAGAAAUCAUAGCAGGUAUAAGAAGAAAUAGAUAUAGAUUUAAACAACAAUCAAAAAGAGUUAAACAAUUUAAAAAGGAAAUGAAACAUGAUAAAUAUCAAUUUUCAAAAAGAAAAUUAACUAAAUUUGUUUUAAAAAAUUCUCCACGUCUUUUAAAAUUAUAUAUUAAAAAACAAUAUAAAAAAGUUACUAAAGGUUUAUAG
Messenger RNA from Lodderomyces jiufengensis, 891 nucleotides. RefSeq lists its product as uncharacterized. The record is from RefSeq and is a predicted model, not a curated record. Bases 1 to 891 code for a protein of 296 amino acids. Lineage: Eukaryota; Fungi; Ascomycota; Pichiomycetes; Serinales; Debaryomycetaceae. The transcript has a single exon.